UUGCAAUGUCAAUAUGUCAUUAUCUUAUUGUAGAUUUAUUGUCUUAUUGGAAAUAUUAUAUAAAAGACGAGACUGAAGAAUCAGUUACAUAAUCCAAAAAUUCCAAAAAGAUCCAAAGACCACAAAAAAAUGUCCAAUCCAUCUCCAGUCACUGAUCCUUACGCUUAUCUCAACAUCGUCAAGAAUCCAGAUGGCUCCAUCACUCGCGACCUCACCAACUUCCCAUGCGCCUCAGCCACACCUGAUCCUUCCCCACUAAACCCCGUCGUAUCCAAAGACAUCCCCGUGAACCAGUCAAAGUCAACAUGGAUUCGUCUCUACCUUCCAACCACCGCCCUCGACGGCGGCGCUCCGUCUCAAAAACUCCCUCUCGUGGUGUACUACCACGGCGGCGGAUUCAUCCUCUGCAGCGUCGACUUGCAGCUCUUCCAUGACUUCUGCUCCAACAUGGCGCGAGAUCUCAACGCGAUCGUCGCAUCCCCUUCCUACCGGCUAGCUCCCGAGCACCGACUCCCGGCGGCAUACGACGACGGUGCGGAGGCGCUAGAGUGGAUCAAAAACUCCGGCGAGGAUUGGAUCAGAUCUCACGCCGAUUUCUCUAAUGUGUUCCUCAUGGGUACGAGCGCCGGAGGGAACUUGGCUUACAACGUCGGGUUAAGAUCCGCCGAAUCCGUCGCGGAUCUGAGUCCGUUACAGAUCCGUGGAUUGAUUCUACACCAUCCGUUCUUCGGCGGAGAAGAGCGGUGCGGAUCUGAGAUUAGACUUGUGAACGAUCAGGUUUGUCCGCCUAUAGUCACCGACGUUUUCUGGGAUCUUUGUCUCCCCGUCGGCGUUGAUCGGGAUCAUGAGUAUUCGAAUCCGACGGUGGGAGAUGGAUCGGAGGAGUUGGAGAAAAUCGGACGGUUGAGAUGGAAGGUGAUGGUGAUAGGAGGAGAGAGAGAUCCGAUGGUAGAUCGGCAGAGAGAUGUGGCGAAGUUAAUGAAGAAGAAGGGAGUGGAAGUGGUGGAGCUUUUUACCGACGGCGACGUCCACGGUGCUGAGAUCGGAGAUCCUUCCAAGCGUCAUGCUCUGUUUAGUUCCAUCGGAAAUUUCAUUUCCACCUCUCUGUAACGUUUUUUGUUUUUUUUUUUCUUUUCCAGUUUUUUAUUUUAAGCAAUUCAUAGAAUAAAAAGUUAUAUUGGAGGCCCAAUAUGACUGUCCUUAAAGAUUAUAAUAUAUACAAAAAGCCCAAUAUCUUGGACCCAUGAAA
Eutrema salsugineum is the source of this 1249-nucleotide messenger RNA. RefSeq names its product probable carboxylesterase 120. The transcript has a single exon. Bases 130 to 1110 code for a protein of 326 amino acids. The record is from RefSeq and is a predicted model, not a curated record. NCBI's taxonomy places the organism in Eukaryota, Viridiplantae, Streptophyta, Magnoliopsida, Brassicales, Brassicaceae. Gene Ontology annotation, molecular function: hydrolase activity.